Staurois parvus is the source of this 825-nucleotide messenger RNA. NCBI's taxonomy places the organism in Eukaryota, Metazoa, Chordata, Amphibia, Anura, Ranidae. The record is from the annotation of a GenBank genome assembly.
GGUAAAAAGGCUCUGGUGGUGCUGGCUCACCAGGAACGGACCUCAUUUAGUUACGCCAUGAAGGAGGCAGCUGUGGAAGCCCUGAAGAAGAAAGGUUGGGCCGUCACGGUGUCUGACCUCUAUGCCAUGAAGUUCAACCCUCUUGUGUCACGGGACGACAUCACAGGAAGUCCACGUGAUCCAGAGAACUUCAAAUACCCAGCGGAGUCCUCGCACGCCUACAAAGAAGGCCGUCUGCGUAAAGACAUUGUAGAGGAACAGAAGAAGCUGGCCGAUGCCGAUUUGGUGAUAUUUCAGUUCCCAAUGUAUUGGUUUGGACUUCCAGCUAUCCUGAAGGGCUGGUUUGAUCGCAUUUUAACUGGGGGAUUUGCAUACAGCCAGUCAGAAAUGUACUAUAAUGGACCAUUCAAGAAUAAAAAGGCCGUCCUUUCGUUCACCACCGGAGGGCUGGAGUCCAUGUACUCUGCAACUGGGGUCAAUGGGGAUAUGAAUGUCUUACUCUGGCCCGUCCAGAGAGGAAUCCUGCAUUUCUGCGGCUUCCAGGUCCUUGAACCUCAGAUCAGCUACAGCAUCGGGCACACACCUCCCGAGAAACGCGCUCUCAUUCUGGAGGCCUGGCAGGCUCGUCUGGCCAAGAUCUGGGAGGAGAAACCCAUCAGCUUCGUGCCCAAUGAGGAAUUUGACAUGACCUUCCCUGGGGGGUUUGUACUGAAGAAGGAGGUGAUGGCGAAACAUAAGGACCAGUAUGGGCUCAGCGUGGGCCAGCACAUGGGGAGGCCCCUGCCGCCUGACAGUCAGGUCAAGGCGGGCAGCACAAGGCUCUGA